AAGAUAGCCAACGCAAGAGGGACGAGUAGUAAAUCCAGCUCUUCCUUGUGGAAAUCCAUCUCAGGCCUUCCUUCUUCUGCCUCCCUUCGUCGAGCCAAUUGGAUUGAGCAGACCCAUUUUCAAGUGCAAGUUUCAGAAAGCCACUAUCCCUACUUCAGCUAUCUUGGCCGUGACCCGUGAGCGGUGAGCUGAAUUAGAUGUGUGAUUCCCUUCUGGUGAAUCAUUCCAUUCCUUAGCUAAUUUCAGCGGGACCUGAGAUUUCAUUGUGAUUUUCUGGUCAUAACGUAUUUGAG
This is a messenger RNA of Linum tenue, 293 nucleotides long. Lineage: Eukaryota; Viridiplantae; Streptophyta; Magnoliopsida; Malpighiales; Linaceae. The record is from the annotation of a GenBank genome assembly.